Molecule: messenger RNA, 282 nt
Organism: Lottia gigantea (owl limpet)
Lineage: Eukaryota; Metazoa; Mollusca; Gastropoda; Lottiidae
Exons: 1
Source: RefSeq, a predicted model, not a curated record
UCAACUGUUCUUGGUAAUGUAAUAUUCAACAAUACUCACCGUGAAUCAACUGUUCUUGGUAAUGUAAUAUUCAACAAUACUCACCGUGAAUCAACUGUUCUUGGUAAUGUAAUAUCCAACAAUACUCACCGUGAAUCAACUGUUCUUGGUAAUGUAAUAUUCAACAAUACUCACCGUGAAUCAACUGUUCUUGGUAAUGUAAUAUCCUUCAAUACUCAAAGUGAAUCAACUGUCCUUGGUAUUUUAAUAUCCUUCAAUACUCACCGUGAAUCAACCGUCCUU